AUGAGGGUCCUCGCGCUCCUCCUCCUACUAUGGAUCUCUGCCGCCGCCACUGCAUCCCGUCCGCCGCUCGAGACCCUCGGCAUCCCUCCGCAAGAUGAGGCGUACUACAGGGGCGGCGUGAUCAAGUGCAGGGACGGAUCGGGCAAGUUCACCAGGGAUCAGCUCAACGACGACUUCUGCGACUGUCCCGACGGCACCGACGAGCCAGGGACAUCCGCGUGCCCGGAGGCGAAAUUCUACUGCAAGAAUACCGGACAUUCUCCAAUCACCAUCUUCUCGUCGCGAGUGAAUGAUGGUAUAUGCGAUUGCUGUGACGGGAGUGACGAAUACGGUAGCAAUGGCACUUGCAAGAAUACAUGCUGGGAAGCUGGCAAGGCGGCGAGGGAGAAGUUAAAGAAGAAAGUAGCUACAUAUAAAAGUGGUGUCGUUAUUCGGAAUCAGGAAGUUGAAAAGGCCGAAUUGGCAAUUGCGAAAGAUGAAGCAGAGUUAACAAAACUGAAGGGUGAAGAGAAGAUACUCCAGGGGCUUGUCGACAAGCUCAAAGUUUUAUGUGUCCAAUACUGUUCAUGCUGUGCAGAGCAAAAGAGAUUAAUAGAAAAGGCAGAGGAAGAGGAGCGCCUAAUAAAAGAGAAGGAAGAAAAGAGAAUUAAAGAAGAAGCUGAAAAACAAGCAGCUGAGGAAAACAAAGCACCUGAUGCCUCUCAGGAAGCAGAUUCUCAGGACACUAAUGAGAAGGCACAAGAAGAUGAAAGCAAGGUAGUUGAACAUCAUGAUGGAGAUAUCACGGACCAUGACAAUCACUCACCAGAAGGCGAGACAUCUGUUGAAGUGCCUGACAUUAAAGCUGGGACUGGAGAUGAUGAACCACCGGUGGAGACAUCUGCAGUACCUACCGAGGAGCAGGACCCUACUUCUGUCAACUCUGAAGGUUUGUCAAAGGCGGAAUUGGGUCGUCUGGUAGCUUCUCGCUGGACUGGAGAAAAUGUAGAUGAUGUUGGUAAAAGCGAUAAAAAGGGCCAUGAGGAUGAGCUGGAUAUUCCAGAACCUGCAGAAGAAGCAUUUGAAGAUGAGCAUGAUAUACCAGAACCCGUAGAAGAAAAUUAUGCUGGCUAUCAUUCAGAAGUUGAGGAUGAUAGGCACAAAUUUGAAGACGAAGAGUUGUCUAAUGUAUCAGAUGAUGAAUAUGUUGAUGAUCAUGAAGAACCGGAUGUGUCCUAUAAAUCUGAUGACGACCGGAAAGGUGAUGACCAUUCAGAUUUAACUGCCUCAGGACAAGCAUCAUGGCUGGACAAGAUUCAGCAAACUGUACAGAAUGUUUUACAGAAAUUCAACUUUUUCAAGACCCCUGUUGAUUUAUCAGAGGCUGCUCAUGUUCGGAAGGAGUACGAUGAUGCUAGCUCAAAGCUGUCCAAAAUUCAAUCUAGGAUAACCUCUCUGACAGAUAAGCUAAAGCAAGACUUUGGUAAGGAGAAGGAGUUCUAUUACUUUUAUGACCAGUGCUUUGAGGGCAAGGAGGGCAAGUAUGUUUACAAGGUCUGUCCAUACAAGAAAGCUUCACAGGUUGAAGGACACAGUUCCACUAACCUGGGGCGCUGGGACAAAUUUGAAGAAUCCUACAGGAUGAUGCACUUUUCAAGUGGAGACAAAUGCUGGAAUGGCCCUGACCGAAGCCUAAAGGUCAGGCUUAGAUGUGGGCUGAGCAACGAACUUAACGGUGUCGAUGAGCCCAGCAGAUGCGAGUACGUCGCUGUACUGUCAACUCCUGCAAUGUGUGUUGAAGAGAAGCUGAAGGAGCUGCAACAGAAACUCGAUGCUGUGGCUUCAGACCUGUCCGGCCACGACGAGCUCUAA
Messenger RNA from Triticum turgidum subsp. durum (durum wheat), 1851 nucleotides. Lineage: Eukaryota; Viridiplantae; Streptophyta; Magnoliopsida; Poales; Poaceae. The record is from the annotation of a GenBank genome assembly.